Botrytis deweyae is the source of this 186-nucleotide messenger RNA. RefSeq lists its product as uncharacterized. The record is from RefSeq and is a predicted model, not a curated record. Lineage: Eukaryota; Fungi; Ascomycota; Leotiomycetes; Helotiales; Sclerotiniaceae. The coding region runs from base 1 to 186 and encodes 61 amino acids. The transcript is spliced from 2 exons.
AUGACGGGAUAUCACAAACAACUUCUUGCCGGCGCCCUUCCUUCUACCCUUAAAUGUAUUGCAAAUUCCCAAGGAGAAUUGCACGAUAUGCUCCAUCACAUUGUCCAUAACACAAAAGAAUUGAGCAACGUGCCAGGAAUAAAGCAGCGUGAAGCAGCGCGUCUCGAGGGAGAUUACCAAAAAUGA